CUAUUUUUAACACAAAGCGUAUUUGUGUGGGGGGAAGCCCUAAGACCGGCCCGUUCUUUUUCCGCUCUCCCUUGUUACCGUGGCAGCGUGCAUCUCUCUGCCUGCUGAAGAAUGAAGCAAGCUGGCAGUAGUAGUUUCUGGCUGUUGCUUUUGGGAUUACGGGAGAGGAGUCCACAGAGAAAUGUUUAUGGCAAGGAUGCCCUGCUGAGUUUAGACGGGUUGUUAUGUGUGACUUAUUCCAGCUAAAAAGAAAUGUUGAUGCUUUGCACAGCUGUACCACUCUGGAGGGGACUCUUUUGUACGAGCUUCUGCAUCCCACAAGCAGCAACAGGCCAAUGGCCACAUCUCCAGGGCAAUAGAAACAGAUGCAUCCAGACCAUGCAAGCAGCUGUUGACUGCACAACUGAUGGAAGAAUGAUGUGAUGGAGAUAAAUAUGGGCCAUUGGUCAGGUCCUUUGGCCCCUGCGUCUGGCCUUGUCUUCCUGCUUGUUCAGCUUUUGUCCCAAGUUUGCCAUGGCCUUCAAGGGACAAUCCCACUUGGAUUUCACUUCACACAUUCCAUGUACAAUGCUACAGUGUACGAGAACUCUGCAGCCAGGACCUAUCUCAAUAGCCAAAGUAGAAUGGGCAUUACUAUGGCAGACCUCUCCUGGGAUAUCAAAUACAGGAUAGUAUCCGGUGAUGAUGAAGGUUUUUUCAAAGCAGAGGAAGUUGUAAUAGCUGAUUUUUGUUUUCUUAGGAUAAGAACUAAAGGUGGGAAUUCUGCCAUAUUAAAUCGAGAGAUCCAGGACAACUAUUUAUUGAUAAUCAAGGGCACUGUUCGAGGAGAAGACUUGGAAGCAUGGACAAAAGUAAACAUACAGGUUUUAGACAUGAAUGAUUUACGGCCUUUAUUUUCGCCUACAACCUAUUCAGUAACAAUAGCAGAAAGUACUCCUUUAAGGACUAGUAUCGCACAGGUUACUGCAACGGAUGCUGACAUAGGUUCCAAUGGUGAAUUCUAUUACUACUUUAAAAAUAAAGUUGACCUCUUCUCUGUCCAUCCAACUAGCGGGGUGAUCUCUUUAAGCGGUCGGUUAAACUAUGAUGAGAAAAAUCGGUACGACCUUGAAGUUCUGGCUGUAGAUCGUGGGAUGAAACUUUAUGGUAAUAAUGGAGUUAGCAGCACUGCCAAACUUUAUAUACAUAUUGAACGUAUAAAUGAACAUGCCCCAACAAUCAGUGUAGUCACCCAUAUCCCCUUCCCUCUGGACAAGGAGCCUACAUAUGCUAUUGUUAAUAUUGAUGAUCUUGAUGAAGGUGCCAAUGGUGAGAUUGAAUCUGUUUUGAUUGUUGCUGGAGAUCCGUUGCAACACUUCGUUUUGGCUAAGGAGGGUAGAUGGAUGAAUGAAUACAAAAUAAAAGAGAAAAAGCCCAUUGACUGGGACAGUUUCCGCUAUGGUUUCAAUCUUACUCUCCAAGCAAAAGACAAGGGUUCCCCUCAGAAGUUUUCAGCUGUCAAGCUGGUCCACAUUGCCAGCCCCAAGAGAGAAAGCAACCCAGCAAAGUUUGAAAAGGAAGUAUAUGAUGUGGCCAUCAGUGAAUUCUCUCCUCCUGGAGUGGUUGUUGCUAUAGUUAAGCUAACGCCAGAACCUCAGGGGGAAGAAUAUAAAUUAUCUCCUAGUGAGGAUGCUGAGUAUUUUAAGAUUAAUCCCAGGACUGGUCUAAUUACCACAGCACACCCUUUAAAAAUUGUUGACAAGGAAUUUUACGAUUUAGAAGUAAUAAACAAAGCAGAGGACUUAAAAGCAAGGGUUACUGUUAGGCUAGAGGAUGCCAACGAUCACAUUCCAGAAUUUGCACAGCUUUCAUACAGCGCCUAUGUUAACGAAAGUGUCCCCGUGGAGACUAGCAUUUUGGCUGUUUCUGCAUAUGAUAAGGACCGGGGAGAAAAUGGCUAUAUUACCUACAGCAUUGCUAGUCUAAAUUCUCUCCCCUUUUCUAUCAACCAGUUUACUGGGGUGAUUAGUACAUCUGAAGAACUGGAUUUUGAAUCCUCCCCAGAGAGCUACAGGUUUAUUGUUAGGGCUUCAGACUGGGGCUCGCCUUACCGUCACGAAAGCGAGGUUAACGUCACAAUAUACAUAGGCAACGUGAAUGACAACAAGCCGCUUUUUGAAAAGGUGGCCUGCCAGGGGGUGAUUUCGUCUGACUUCCCCGUUGGUGGGCACAUCACAGCUGUGUCUGCUAUCGACAUAGAUGAGUUGGAGCUUGUGAAAUACAAAAUCAUGUCUGGUAAUGACCUGGGCUUUUUCUACCUGAAUCCAGACUCGGGGGUUCUACAACUCAAAAAGUCUCUAGUUAGUGCUGGUGUCAAAAACAAUAAUUUUGGACUUAGGAUAACGGCAACCGAUGGGGAGAAUUUUGCGGACUCCAUGUUUGUCAACAUUUCAGUGGUUCAUGGAAAAGUAUCUUCCAAGACGUUUAGCUGUAGAGAGACUAGGGUUGCCCAGAGGCUGGCGGAGAAAUUGCUCAAAAAGGCAAAAGCCAAUGUGAAACUAAAUUCGGAAGAUGGGUUCCUGGAUUUUUAUUCUGUGAAUAGGCAGGCCCCACACUUUGAUAAAUCAUUUCCUACUGAUGUAUCAGUCAGGGAGGACCUUCCUGUCGGUGCUACCAUAUUUAGAAUCAAGGCCUAUGAUGCUGAUUCUGGCUUUAAUGGGAAGGUGGUUUAUACCAUAUCAGAUGGCAACACAGAUAGCUGCUUUAAUCUUGAAAUGGAAACGGGGCUGCUUAAGGUCCUGUUGCCUAUGGACCGUGAGAAGACAGAGCUGUAUCUCCUUAACGUUACCAUUUAUGACUUAGGCAGCCCCCAGAAAGCCACAUGGAGACUAUUUACUAUAACUGUCGAAGACGCAAACGAUAACAGGCCUGUGUUUUUGCAGGAAAGUUAUUCGGUUAAUAUUUUGGAAAGUACAAGUAUUGGCGUGGAGAUUAUCCAGGUAGAGGCAAGAGACAGAGAUCUAGGGCCAAAUGGGGAGGUGACUUACUCCAUUUUGACAGACACACAGCAGUUCACGAUCAAUGGCUCUACAGGAGUAAUAUACGUGGGUGACCAUUUGGACAGAGAAUCCAAAGCAAAUUAUACAUUAAAAAUAGAAGCAAGAGACAGAGCAGAGAGUGGGCACCAGCAAUUCUCUGUGGUUCCUCUGAAGGUUUUUCUGGAUGAUGUGAAUGAUUGCUCUCCAGCUUUCAUACCCCCCAGCUAUAGUGUCAAAGUCCUGGAAGAUCUGCCUGUUGGGACUGUCAUUGCUUGGCUUGAAACUCAAGACCCAGAUCUUGGGCUUGGAGGGCAAGUUCGCUACUCUUUGGUGAAUGAUUACAAUGGGAGAUUUGAAAUCGACAAAGCCAGUGGUGCUAUCCGACUCAGCAAAGAACUUGACUAUGAGAAGCAGCAGUUCUACAACUUAACUGUGCGAGCAAAGGAUAAAGGGCGUCCAGUUUCUCUGUCCUCCGUUUCCUUUGUGGAAGUGGAAGUUGUGGAUGUGAAUGAAAAUCUCUACACCCCUUAUUUUUCCGACUUUGCAGUCAUUGGAUCUGUAAAGGAAAACUCGCGCAUCGGAACUAGCGUUUUGCAAGUGAUUGCUAGGGACGAUGAUGCCGGCAGGGAUGGUGAAAUCCAGUAUUCUAUCCGAGAUGGCAGUGGGCUUGGAAGAUUUAACAUCGACGAGGAAACUGGUGUAAUAUAUACUGCCGAUAUCCUAGAUCGAGAGACAACCCAAUCCUACUGGCUAACUGUGUAUGCAACCGAUCGUGGUGUUGUUCCACUUUAUACCACCAUUGAGGUCUAUGUUGAGGUUGAAGAUGUGAAUGACAAUGCCCCGUUGACAUCCGAACCCAUUUAUUACCCAUCUGUUAUGGAAAACUCUCCUAAGGAUGUAUCAGUUAUUCAGAUACAGGCUGAAGAUCCAGAUUCCAGUACAAAUGAAAAGCUGACCUAUAGGAUUACAAGUGGAAACCCCCAGAACUUUUUCAUCAUCAAUUCCAGAACAGGUCUCAUAACUACAACAUCUAGGAAACUGGAUCGUGAACAACAAGCAGAACAUUUUCUUGAGGUCACGGUAACUGAUGGAGGCGUCUCCCCAAAACAGUCUACAGUCUGGCUGGUGAUUCAAGUUCUAGACGAAAACGACAACAAGCCCCAGUUCCCGGAGAAGGUCUACCAGAUCAAAUUGCCUGAGAGGGACCGCAAGAAGAGAGGGGAGCCUAUCUACCGAGCCUUUGCCUUCGACAAGGAUGAAGGCUCCAAUGCAGAGAUUUCCUACAGCGUUGUGGAUGGAAAUGAUGAUGGGAAAUUUUUCAUUGACCCAAAGACUGGAAUGGUUUCUUCCAGAAAGCAGUUUACAUCUGGAAGCUACGACAUUUUAACCAUAAAAGCAGUGGACAAUGGCCGGCCGCAGAAAUCGUCAACCGCGCGCCUCCACAUUGAGUGGAUUAAGAAACCCCUGCCUUCUCCACUUCCGCUGACUUUUGAUGAGCCCUUCUACAACUUCACGGUCAUGGAAAGCGAUCGAGUCACCGAAAUUGUCGGCGUGGUCUCCGUGCAACCUGCCAACAUCCCUCUGUGGUUUGACAUAGUCGGUGGCAAGCAUGCUCGAGAGAUGUUCUAUAUCCUACAGACAGCUUGUGGGCAGAACUGCUCAACAGAAGGAGGGAAUGUCGACAGCGCUUUCGACGCAGACAAAGGUGUGGGGACCAUUGUCAUCGCAAAGCCCUUGGAUGCCGAACAAAGGUCGGUGUACAACAUGACCGUGGAGGUCACCGAUGGAACAAAUGUGGCAAGCACUCAGGUUCUAAUAAAAGUGUUGGACAACAACGACAAUGGCCCAGAGUUUUCCCACCCAAAUUACGAUGUUACAAUUUCUGAAGACAUCCUUCCCGACACUGAGAUCCUACAAGUCGAAGCCAUAGACAGAGAUGAGAAACACAAGCUCAGCUACAUCAUCCACAGCAGCAUCGACUCCAUCAGUGUGCGAAAGUUCAGAAUGGAUCCCAACACGGGUGUGCUGUACACGGCUGAGCGCUUAGACCAUGAAGCUCAAGAUAAGCACAUCCUAAAUGUAAUGGUUCGCGACCAAGAAUUCCCCUAUCGACGGAACUUGGCCAGAGUCAUUGUAAAUGUGGAGGAUUCCAAUGAUCACAGUCCCUACUUCACCAGUCCUUUGUAUGAAGCCUCUGUGUUUGAAUCAGCUGCUGUGGGAUCUGCAGUUUUGCAAGUCACUGCCUUGGACAAAGACAAAGGAGAAAAUGCAGAGCUGAUCUACUCUAUAGAAGCAGGGAACACUGGGAACACAUUCAAGAUUGAACCAGUCCUUGGCAUCAUCACAGUGUUGAAGGAACCGGACUUGACCACCAUGGGCCAGUUUGUUUUAUCCGUCAAAGUGACUGACCAGGGUUCUCCGCCAUUAUCAGCCACAGCAAUUGUCCGCAUAUCUGUGACCAUGUCAGACAAUUCCCACCCGAAAUUCACACACAAGGAAUGGCAAGCUGAAGUCAAUGAAAAUGUGGACUUUGGGACUUCAGUCAUCUUGGUCUCAGCAAUUAGCCAGUCUACGCUAGUCUAUGAGGUCAAGGAUGGAAACACGGAUGGAGCCUUUGCUAUAAACCCCUACUCUGGAGUCAUCACUAGUCAAAAGCCUCUCGAUUAUGAGCGCACUUCCUCUUACCAGCUCACAGUGCAAGCUACGAAUAUGGCAGGUAUGGCAUCAAAUGCCACUGUGAACAUCCAGAUUGUUGAUGAAAAUGACAACCCACCUGUCUUUCUUUCCUUGAAAUACCUGGGCAGCAUCAGUGAGGCAGCACCCAUAAACAGUAUAGUCCGGAGCUUAGGAAACAACCCGCUAGUGAUAAGAGCCACAGACGCUGACAGUAACCAAAAUGCUUUGCUUGUCUACCAGAUUGUUGAGUCCACAGCAAAGAAGUACUUCACAGUAGACUCCAGUACAGGCGCAAUUAGAACAAUUGCUGAUUUGGAUCAUGAGACCAUAGCACAUUUCCAUUUUCAUGUCCAUGUUCGAGACAGCGGCAAUCCACAGUUAACUGCAGAAAGUCCAGUUGAAGUUACCAUCGAUGUCACAGAUGUCAAUGAUAAUCCUCCAGUUUUCAGUCAGGCCAUGUUUGAGACCAUCUUGCUUCUUCCAACUUAUGUUGGGGUGGAGGUUCUUAAAAUCAAGGCAGCAGACCCUGAUUCAGAAGUCCCACCUGAAAUGACCUACAGCCUGAUCGAAGGCAACAUGGAGAAUUUUCUAAUUGAUUCUACUUCUGGGGUACUGACUAUAAAAAAUAAUACUCUUUCCAAAGAUCAUUACAUGCUUAUUGCAAAAGUAUCUGAUGGGAAAUUCUACAGCACUGCAAUCGUGACCAUAAUGGUGAAAGAAGCCAUGGAUAGUGGUCUCCACUUCACUCAAGGUUUUUAUUCCACAUCAAUUGCCGAAAACAGCACCAAUAUCACAAAGGUGGCAGUGGUCAACGCUGUUGGAAACCGCCUUAAUGAGCCCUUAAAAUACAGCAUAUUAAACCCAGGGAACAAAUUCAAGAUUAAAUCUACCUUGGGUGUCAUUCAAACUACUGGCAUUCCAUUUGACAGAGAAGAACAGGAAUUAUAUGAGCUGGUUGUUGAGGCUAGUCGUGAACUGGAUCACCUGCGGGUAGCCAGGGUGGUUGUCAGAGUUCAUAUUGAAGACAUCAAUGACAAUGCCCCAGUGUUUGUAGGUCUCCCAUACUAUGCUGCUGUACAAGUCGAGGCUGAUCCUGGUACCCUGAUAUACCGAGUGACAGCCAUUGAUAAAGAUAAGGGUGUGAACGGCGAUGUAUCCUACCUGCUGAAGGAGGACUAUGGGCACUUUGAAAUUGACAGAGGCACUGGCAGCGUCACGCUGAAAGCUGCUUUUAAUUCCGAUUUAUCCAACAUAGAGUAUUUAAUUAUUGUCAUUGCCAAAGAUGGAGGCUAUCCAUCACUGUCUGCAUCUGUAGAAUUGCCUAUUACGAUCGUUAACAAAGCAAUGCCCGUUUUUGACAAACCAUUCUAUGCAGCCUCUGUAAAUGAAGACGUUGAAAUGCACACCCCAAUUCUAAGCAUCAAUGCAACCAGCCCAGAGGGUCAAGGGAUCAUUUACAUCAUUGUAGACGGAGAUCCCUAUAAUCAAUUCAACAUUGAUUUUGACACUGGAGUCCUCAGUGUUAUCAGCCCAUUAGACUAUGAAGUAAGCCCCAUCUUCAAGCUGACAGUGAGAGCUAGUGAUGCACUCACUGGUGCCCGUGCUGAGGUCACAGUGGACUUAGUUAUCAAUGAUGUCAAUGACAACGCUCCAGUUUUUGAUCAUUUUGCAUACAAUUCCACCUUGUCUGAAGCAUCUUUAAUUGGGACUCCCGUCUUGCAGGUUGUUGCUACUGAUGCUGAUUCUGAGAAUAAUAAAAUCAUACAGUAUCAGAUUGUCCAGGACACUUUCAACAGCACAGAUUAUUUUCACAUUGAUGGCUCAAGUGGUCUGAUCCUAACCGCCCGCUUGUUGGACCAUGAGCUGAUGCAGCAAUGCAUUCUAAAAGUAAGGGCGACAGAUAAUGGAUUCCCACCUCUGAGUAGUGAAGUUCUGGUUAGCAUCUUUGUAACUGACAUGAAUGACAACCCUCCCAUUUUUAACCAGUUGAUAUAUGAGUCUUACGUCAGUGAGCUAGCUCCUCGGGGUCAUUUUGUGACUUGCGUCCAAGCGUCUGAUGCAGACAGCUCUGAUUUUGACCGGUUGGAGUACAGUAUCUUGUCUGGAAAUGACCGCACAAGUUUUAUAAUGGACAGCAAGAGUGGUGUCAUCACCCUUUCGAACCAUCGGAAGCAGAGGAUGGAGUCAAUGUACAGUUUGAAUGUUUCCGUCUCUGAUGGCUUGUUCACAAGCACAGCCCAGGUCCAUAUCCAGAUUCUUGGAGCUAACCUAUACAGUCCUGUGUUUACACAAAGUAUUUACGUGGCAGAAGUUAGAGAAAACGCAGCCCCUGGAACCAAAGUAAUUCACGUGAAAGCAACGGAUGGCGAUUCGGGCAUAUAUGGGCAAAUAAGCUAUUCGAUUAUAAAUGACUUUGCCAAGGAUCGUUUUGUGAUUGAUAACAAUGGACAGAUCAUCACGACUGAGAAACUUGAUCGAGAGAUCCCUUUAGAAGGCGACAUCACAAUAUUUUUGAGAGCCCUUGAUGGAGGAGGGAGAACCACCUUUUGCACCGUGCGAGUCAUAGUGGUGGAUGAGAAUGACAAUGCUCCCCAGUUCAUGACAGUGGAAUACAGAGCAAGUGUCAAAGCGGAUGUUGGGAAAGGUCAUUUAGUCACCCAGGUGCAAGCCGUUGACCCAGAUGAUGGGGCAAAUGCAAGAAUUACCUAUUCAUUGUACAGCGAAGCCUCAGUUUCUGUUGCAGAUCUGUUGGAAAUUGACCCCGACAAUGGAUGGAUGGUCACCAAGAGUAAUUUCAACCAGCUAAAAAACACAGUGCUCUCCUUCUUUGUCAAAGCAGUCGAUGGUGGCAUUCCUGUAAAGCAUUCCCUUAUCCCUGUGUACAUUCAUGUUUUACCUCCAGAAACCAUCUUGCCUUCCUUUUCCCAACCCCAAUAUUCCUUUACAGUCUCCGAAGACACAGUAAUAGGUAGUACCAUUGAUGUUCUACACGUUUUGCCUAAUCAGGGGGCCACUUACAGCACAGUUAAUGGUGAGCUGACAGGCAACAACAAGGAUGGAGUUUUCAUUAUAGAGCAAGACACUGGCCUCAUAAAACUAGAUAAAAGACUCGACCAUGAGACAAAUCCUGCAUUUCAUUUUAAAGUCGCUGCAACCGUACAGCUAGAUAAAGUGGACAUUGUGUUAACCGUGGAUGUGGACAUCAAAGUUUUGGACAUUAAUGACAACAAACCUGUGUUUGAGGCAGCCAGCUAUGAGGCCAUCAUAAUGGAAGGAAUGCCAAUAGGAACGAAACUGGUCCAAGUUAAAGCCGUUGAUGCAGAUUGGGGGGCAAACGGUCAGGUCACCUACUCUCUUUUAGCAGAGCCGGAUGCUGACAAAAUCACAGAGGUGUUCACCAUCGACAGCAACAGUGGCUGGAUCAGCACCUUGAAAGACUUGGACCAUGAGAAGAACCCUGCUUUUACCUUCGCAGUGGUGUCUUCAGACCUGGGAGAAAGCCUGUCCCUCUCAUCAACCACGUUGAUCUCUGUCACGGUGACAGACAUCAAUGACAACGCCCCAGUGUUUGAGCAUGAGAUGUACAGAGGGUCUGUGAAAGAGAGCAACUCACCAGGUGAAGUUGUGGCCAUUCUCAGCACUUGGGAUGAGGAUACGUCUGAUGUCAACCACCAAGUUAGCUACCAUAUUACAGGAGGGAACCCCAAAGGGAAAUUUGCCCUCGGCCUGGUACAGAAUGAAUGGAAGGUGUAUGUCAAGAGACCACUAGAUCGGGAAGAGCAGGACAUCUAUCUUCUGAACAUUACAGCUACUGAUGGGCUGUUCGUAACCCAGACUGCCGUGGAAGUGAUUGUCACAGACGUUAACGAUAACAGCCCCAUCUGUGAUCAGGUUACAUACAUGGCAUUAUUUCCUGAAGACAUUCCGCCAAAUAAGGUCAUCCUUAAAAUCGGCGCCAAAGACACAGACAUUGGAUCCAAUGGGGAAAUUCGCUAUUCACUGUAUGGCUCUGGGAACAACAAGUUUUUCUUAGAUCCAGAAAAUGGGGAACUCAAAACCUUAGCUCCAUUAGACCGUGAGAAGAUCCCUGUGUAUAACCUGAUCGCAAGGGCAACAGACGGGGGAGGCAGGUUCUGUCAGUCAGAAAUCCAUCUCCUUCUGGAAGACGUCAAUGAUAAUCCACCAGUGUUUUCCUCAGACCACUACACUGCAUGUGUCUAUGAGAACACGGCCACAAAAGCUUUGCUAACAAGAGUCCAAGCCAAUGAUCCUGAUGUAGGUGUGAAUAGGAAGAUUGUUUAUUCCCUAGAAGACUCGGCAGAAGGCUUUUUCUCUGUAGACAAGGCCUCAGGAAUCAUCAUUUUGGAACAUCCACUGGACAGAGAACUUCAGUCUUCCUAUAACGUCACUAUCAAAGCAUCCGACCAAAGCAUAGUCCAGACCCUGUCUUCCUUUGCCACUGUGACAAUUACAGUUUUAGACAUUAAUGACAAUCCUCCUGUGUUUGAAAGAAGAGACUAUCUGGUCACAGUUCCUGAGGACACCUCACCUAGUGCUGAAAUUCUCUCUGUGUUUGCCACAAGCAAAGACAUCGGUACAAAUGCAGAGAUUACCUACCUCAUCAGGUCUGGGAAUGAAAAAGGGAAAUUCAGGAUCAAUUCAAAGACAGGGUCCAUAUCUGUGAUUGAAGCUCUGGACUAUGAAACAUGCAAAGAUUUCUACCUGGUUAUCGAAGCCAAAGAUGGGGGUAGCCCAGCGCUGAGUGCAGUGACAACAGUGAAUAUAAAUGUGACGGAUGUUAAUGACAACGCGCCGCGGUUCAGUCAAGAGACCUACAGUGCUGUCAUCAGUGAGGAUGCAUCUGUUGGUGAUUCCCUGAUAACAUUAAUAGCUGAAGACCUGGACAGCCCUCCCAAUGGCCAGAUUCAUUUCUCCAUAAUCAAUGGGGAUCGAAACAAUGAGUUUUCAAUAGAUCCUAGCUUGGGACUUAUAAAGGUUAAAAAGAGAUUGGACCGAGAACGGGUGUCCGGAUAUUCAUUAGUCGUACAGGCAAGAGACAGUGGCAUCCCUCCUUUGUCGGCGUCUGUGACAGUCAAUGUUGACAUUUCUGAUGUGAAUGAUAAUAGCCCCGUAUUUACACCUGCGAACUAUACUGCUGUGAUUCAAGAAAAUAAACCAGUGGGAACAAGCAUUUUGCAGCUGGUGGUGACAGACAAAGACUCCCUGCACAACGGGCCCCCUUUCAUCUUCUCUGUUGUGGCGGGAAACGACGACGAGGAGUUUACGCUGGACCCACAAGGCAUCUUGCGAUCAGCAGUCAUUUUUAAGCACAUGGUAGCAACUGAAUACGUGCUCUGCGUUCAGGCAAAGGAUUCUGGGAAGCCUCAGCAAGUAUCCUACACCUACAUUCAGAUCCGGGUGAUUGAAGAAAGCAUCCACAAGCCAACCACCAUUCCUCUGGAGAUUUUUAUCGUUACUAUGGAGGACGACUUUCCAGGCGGCGUUAUCGGGAAGAUCCAUGCCACGGACCAAGAUGUGUAUGAUGUCCUCACCUACGGCUUGAAGUCAGAGCAGAAAAGUUUGUUCAAGGUCAACAACCAUGACGGAAAGAUCAUCGCCCUUGGAGGGUUGGACAGUGGGAAGUACGUACUCAAUGUAUCUGUCAGCGACGGGCGGUUCCAAGUGCCCAUGGACGUGACAGUCCACGUUGAACAGCUGAUGCAGGAGAUGCUUCAGAAUACAGUCACCAUCCGUUUCGAAAACGUGUCCCCCGAGGAUUUCGUGGGGCUCCACAUGCAUGGAUUCCGGCGCACCCUGCGCAAUGCCGUCCUCACCCAAAAGCAAGACAGCCUGCACAUCAUCAGCAUUCAGCCGGUGGCAGGCACCAAUCAGCUCGACAUGCUGUUUGCAGUUCAGAUGCACACCGGUGGCUUCUAUAAGCCUGCCUACUUGAUUCAGAAGCUCACCAAUGCAAGGCGACAUUUGGAAAAUGUGAUUCGCAUCUCAGCGAUUCUGGAGAAGAAUUGCUCUGGACUGGAUUGUCAGGAGCAGCACUGCGAGCAAAGCCUGUCUAUCGAUUCCCAUUCCCUGAUGACCUACAGCACAGCGCGGAUUAGUUUUGUAUGCCCCCGGUUCUACCGAAACGUGCGCUGCUCUUGUGAUGGAGGAUUGUGUCCAGGCUCUAGUGAUCCCUGCACAGAUAAACCUUGCCCAGGGGAUAUGCAAUGUGUGGGCUACGAAAUCAACCGGAGGCCUUUCAUCUGCCAGUGCCCUCCCGGAAAACUCGGAGAGUGCUCAGGACACACUUCCCUUAGCUUUGCUGGGAAUAGUUACAUCAAAUACCGAGUUUCUGAAAAUAGCAAGAAGGAGGAAUUCAAGUUGGCGCUGCGUCUGCGGACUCUGCAAAGCAAUGGGAUUAUAAUGUACACCAGAGCAAAUCCCUGUAUAAUUCUGAAGAUUGUGGAUGGCAAACUGUGGUUCCAGUUGGACUGUGGGAUCGGCCCAGGCAUCCUUGGAAUUUCGGGCAGGGCCGUUAACGACGGGAGCUGGCACUCCGUCUUCCUCGAGCUGAACCGGAACUUCACCAGCCUCUCGCUCGACGACAGCUACGUGGAGAGGCGCAAGGCCCCGCUGUACUUCCAGACGCUGAGCACUGAUAGCUCCGUGUACUUUGGAGCGCAAGUGCAGGUGGACAACGUCCGGAGCCUGACCGACAAGAGGACGACGCAGGUCCUCAGCGGCUUCCAGGGCUGCCUGGAUUCCGUCAUCCUGAACAACAAUGAGCUGCCACUCCAGAACAAACGCAGCAGCUUUGCAGAAGUGGUCGGCCUGACCGAACUGAAGCUGGGCUGUGUGCUCUAUCCUGAUGCUUGUGAGAGGAGCCCUUGCCAGAAUGGAGGGACUUGUACCAGUGUGCCAUCUGGUGGUUAUCAGUGCAGUUGCCUCUCACAGUUCACAGGGCGGAACUGUGAAUCAGAGAUCACAGCUUGCUUUCCGAAUCCUUGUCGCAAUGGAGGCUCCUGUGACCCCAUCGGCAGCGCCUUCAUCUGCACUUGCAAGAGCGGAUUGGCAGGAGUGACGUGUGAGGAAGAUAUUAACGAAUGUGAGAGGGAGGAGUGUGAAAAUGGUGGCUCUUGUGUCAACGUAUUUGGUUCAUUCUUGUGUAACUGCACGCCGGGAUAUGUGGGUCAGCACUGUGGGCUGAGGCCUGUGGUUGUCCCCAACAUCCAAGCUGGACAUUCUUACGUGGGCAAAGAGGAACUGAUCGGUAUUGCUGUGGUCCUUUUCAUCAUCUUCAUGCUGAUCGUCCUCUUCAUCGUCUUCCGCAAGAAAGUCUUCAGAAAGAACUAUUCCCGCAACAACAUCACCUUGGUUCAGGAUCCUGCGACUGCCACCCUGCUUCACAAAAGCAAUGGGAUUCAGUUCAAAAACAUGAGGAACAGUGGAGACAGUCGCAACAUCUAUCAAGAAGUGGGGCCCCCUCAGGUCCCUGUGAGGCCAAUGGCCUACACCCCUUGCUUUCAGAGUGACUCCAGAAACAAUUUGGACAAGAUCGUUGAUGGACUUGGGGUGGAGCAUCAGGAGAUGACAACUUUCCAUCCAGAGUCACCCCGGAUCCUAACGGCAAGGAGGGGUGUCGUCGUGUGCAGUGUGGCCCCCAACCUACCAGCUGUCUCUCCGUGCCGUUCUGAUUGUGACUCCAUCAGGAAGACCUGGGAAAACGGCACUGAAAGCAAAGGCGUUGAUGACUUGGAAGAAGUGACCUGUUUUUCAGGAAGUAACAAAGGCAGCAACUCUGAAGUUCAGUCUCUCAGCUCUUACCAGUCGGACUCCGGUGAUGACAAUGCUUCCAUAGUGACUGUCAUACAGCUUGUCAACAAUGUAGUUGACACUAUAGAAAAUGAAGUGUCUGGUAUGGAUCAAGGACAGAAUUACAACAGAGCAUAUCACUGGGACACCUCCGAUUGGAUGCCAAGUGCUCGCUUAUCUGACAUUGAGGAAGUGCCCAAUUACGAAACAGCAGAUGGCAGCUCAGUGCAUCAUGGGAGCACAAGAGAGCUGGAAACAGAUUACUAUCUUGGCGGCUACGAUAUUGACAGUGACUACCCUCCACCACACGAGGAGGAGUUUUUAAACCAGGACCAGUUACCGCCUCCCCUCCCCGAGGACUACUCUGAUCAGUACGAAGCCCUUCCUCCAUCACAGCCAGUCUCCAUGGCCAGCACACUUAGCCCAGGUUGCCGGCGACGACCACAGUUCCACCCAAGUCAAUAUCUCCCUCCGCAUCAGUUCCCCAAUGAGGUGGACAAUGGCGGGUCUCAGACUGGGAAUGAAUUUAGUACUUUUGGUGUUGGCCCAGGACCCAACACGGAGAACAUUAGCAUGGCGAAGAAGCCCCUAUCCUUACACAAUUCCCUGGAUGCAUCCUCGUCCGAUGUUUCAGCAGGCUGCGGCUUUGAUGACUCUGAAGUAGCCGUGAGUGACUAUGAAAGCAUUGAGGAGCUCCACUUGGAUCAUCAUCACAUUCACAUUCCCUUUGUGGAGACCCACCACCAGACCCAAGUGUGAAGGAACUGAUUUUUUGUGGGUGAUGUUGUUACUGUCGUUUGGUCCCAUCCAUAGCAUAACUGUUAAGAAGACAUUUUUGCUAAGAAAAUAGAUCUUUAUUAUGUAUAUGUGUGUGCAUAUAGACACACACAUAUAUGCAUCAUUGGGCAAGAUGGAAAUAUAGCAUAACCCAUUUUUAACCCUGUCAAGAAAUCUACAAAAGGUCAACCCAGAAUACUGGUUCCUGAGGCCAGCAGUCCGUCCGCCUUUAGAGUUGACUUCUGCUGUUGAUUGCCAAUGGAGAGGUUUCCCCAGGAGGGACGUAGUUUAGCGAUGGACUGCAAUUUCCUCUUCCCAUUUUUGUGCUAUGAAAAGCUUUACAAGACUAAACCAUGUGCAGUAUUAAAUAAACGUAUUUAAUAAAUAUGUUAUAAA
Molecule: messenger RNA, 14675 nt
Organism: Hemicordylus capensis (graceful crag lizard)
Lineage: Eukaryota; Metazoa; Chordata; Lepidosauria; Squamata; Cordylidae
Gene: FAT3
Product: FAT atypical cadherin 3
Exons: 31
Coding region: 423-14261 (4612 amino acids)
Biological process (GO): homophilic cell-cell adhesion
Cellular component (GO): plasma membrane
Molecular function (GO): calcium ion binding
Source: RefSeq, a predicted model, not a curated record